Molecule: messenger RNA, 1991 nt
Organism: Paramuricea clavata
Lineage: Eukaryota; Metazoa; Cnidaria; Anthozoa; Malacalcyonacea; Plexauridae
Source: the annotation of a GenBank genome assembly
GUUUUAUCGACUCAUUCUUGCCUGAAGACUACAAAGAUGGAAAUACUAUUGAGGUAAUUAAAAGUGGUCCUAAGACCUGUUUCAAACGUCGCGCUUCUCAUGUGCCGAACGCAUUAGAAACAAUAUAUAAUCAGCUGCACAUUAUCUACAGUAUUGUUUCUAAAGGCCUGAUUCCACGGGCGCUUUUUCUCGGCGAAAUGCGAAAUAUUUCGCCUGUUUCUUUUGAAUUGUGAGCAAUCAAGCAGAAAUAAUUUAUUCGAGUAGUCGCAAUUCAAAAGAAACGGGCGAAAUAAUUCGCAUUUCGCCGAGAAAAAGCGCCCGUGGAAUCAGGCCUUAAUGCGUUCGGCACACAAGAAGUGUGACGUUUGAAACAGGCCUAAGCCGAUUUAUGAACACCGAGCAUACUUUCUUGAUUUAUAUUAAAAACUGAUUGUAAACAGUUCAGUGGCAGAAACGAACCACAACUGAGGAAGUCAUCAUGUUUUAAACGGACAAUGAUUUCGCUCGCUAUAAAGUAUAAAAUAAAUGAGUGAAACAUGUUACAUCUCAAGCCGGGCUAGGCAUAUAGUGUUUAUCUCGACAACUACUGGUCAAUAUGAUGACAUCAAAACUAUACCUUUGUAGCUGUUUUAAAUUUGGAAUUGGGUAAAACAUUUUAAACAUCUAUUUGUUGCUAUUCAGUUAUACCCAAGAAUCACUGGCGUUCCUAGCCUGAAAGAAGGGUGGACACACUCUAGGCCACGCCAAUGCCAGGAAUAGUUUUAUGAGCACAUUUACUCAGGUCAAAAAAUUUUCCAAGAUGGCGGCAGCUCAUUAUUUUCAAUCAAUUUUCAAUAAAAAUAUUUCAAGAAGUGUAAGAAGUUUUCUACGUGAUUUAAAAGUUCUUUCAAAUAAAACAAACUAAUAUUUCUUGUCAUAUCCCUUAAACCCAAUUCACAUGAACUGAUUUUCUACGACAAAUUUGUGUGACAAUUUUUGCGUGCAAGUCCAAUUUGUUGCAAAUUGUUCACAAUUUGUGGCAAGUUGUCCAUAAUUUGUGACAAGUUAUCCAUGACCGAAAACAGCCAAGUUGCUGUGUACACGAGAAAAAAGUUGUUGAAGAAAAUUUGUUCGUGUAGAAAAGGCUUUCGUAAUGACAAAAAGAUAUGGUUCGUAACCAAACCGUUUUAAAAUAUUAAAACAUCUUUGUUUAACAGUCAGACCCAGCCGAGUUGAUUGAAACUGCAAAACGGGCUUUGGCAAAAGGAGAAUUAGAGGUCGCUGAAAAAUACUCGGUUAAGGCCAUGCGGACAGUUAUGUUGGACAACUCAUACAAAAGAAAUCCAGAGCCGUAUCGCUACUUAGCUGAAGUCCUAGAGAGGAGAGCAGAAGACAAAAAUUUGGAGUUGCCGCGGAGACAACGAUUUCUGCUUCAAGCUGCAUCAUUGUAUAACUUUGUGCGCAAUUUUUUAAAAACAGAGGACGUGGAAGGCGAAUUGUCGAAAACGCUGUCGAAAAUCGUCUCUCGUAAGUUACUUGAUAUCCAAGACAACAUGGUUGAAAUGGUUGGAGGAAAUCCUCUUCACUGUAAAUUUAAUUCAGAGCUUAAAGAAAAUGAGCUGAAAAAUUUAAGGAAUGAGGUAAAAAAGUCGUUGGAGUCUAUAGAGUGCCGUAGAUCGUCUAAGAACACAGAAUCAUCGAACAAAUGUGAUGUGCGACAGAUGCUCAAAGAUGAAACCGAGGAGAUAGAAAGACUAUCUGAUACAAUUUCGGUUGGAAUGAAGCUGUUCUUGGCAACGAUAAUUAACGAAUGUUUGGAGUUACUUGGAACACCACCUUGUGAUCAUGAAGUCAUUGUCCUUGGGUCUUUAGCGAGAAAUGAAAUGACGCCAUACUCCGAUUUCGAAUGGGCUAUUCUCACAAACUCAGAAGAGGAAGAAUGUAAAGUUUUCUUUCGAAAUUUAACAAACCUGGUUCAUUUGCAGGUAGGCAGAGUCUUUGUAGUCGUAUAA